Molecule: messenger RNA, 447 nt
Organism: Papaver somniferum (opium poppy)
Lineage: Eukaryota; Viridiplantae; Streptophyta; Magnoliopsida; Ranunculales; Papaveraceae
Product: cytochrome P450 71A1-like
Exons: 1
Coding region: 1-447 (148 amino acids)
Molecular function (GO): monooxygenase activity; iron ion binding; heme binding
Source: RefSeq, a predicted model, not a curated record
AUGGUAGUUAAAGAGACUUUAAGGCUUCACCCAGGAAAUCCCUUGUUGCUUAAAGAAAGCAUGAAACACUGUAUGAUCGAUGGAUACAAUGUAUAUCCCAAAACGACGGUCUUAAUAAAUGCAUGGGAAAUCGGGAGAAAUCCUAAGUACUGGCAAAAUCCAGAAGAGUUUUUGCCAGAGAGGUUUAAAGAUAGGUCUCAUGAUUUCGCUGCAAGUCAUUACAAUUUUGAAUAUUUACCCUUUGGGGGUGGUCGAAAGGGUUGCCCUGGAAUUAGCAUGGGGCUUGUGUUAACAGAGCUCGUCCUUGCAAACGUAUUGUAUGCUUUUGACUGGGAAUUACCAAAAGGACUGAAGAAGGAAGACAUAAACAUGGAGGUAUCAUCAGGGAGUAGUGUUCAUAAGAAAUAUCCACUUGAACUUGUUCCCAUCGAGACUAUAUACGGUUAG